Xiphophorus hellerii (green swordtail) is the source of this 5258-nucleotide messenger RNA. It is a transcript of the gene samd4a, whose product is annotated as sterile alpha motif domain containing 4A. Gene Ontology annotation, cellular component: P-body. Gene Ontology annotation, molecular function: translation repressor activity; protein binding; mRNA binding. Gene Ontology annotation, biological process: regulation of mRNA stability; negative regulation of translation; nuclear-transcribed mRNA poly(A) tail shortening. Lineage: Eukaryota; Metazoa; Chordata; Actinopteri; Cyprinodontiformes; Poeciliidae. The transcript is spliced from 13 exons. Bases 473 to 2647 code for a protein of 724 amino acids. The record is from RefSeq and is a predicted model, not a curated record.
AGCCCGUCUGUUGAACGGACUCCGAGGGAAAAGUUAGGCAAGAUGGCAAACCCCGCAGACCCGGAGUGAAAGGGCACCGCUGCCCCGCUCAUAAUUAAAACAAGCCGAGCCUGAGUUUCCUCCUGCGGGGGAAUCCGACGAUGCAAACCGCGCCAGAAGGCCUGACAGGGGAUUCCCUGAAGGGAAAUGCCACAGACUGAUGCUGCUGCGACACAGCUAGAGCUGGAAAAGAGCUGACCCGUCACCGAUCAAUCCCAUCUGAGAUCCACCGAGCCGCCAGAAGCAGAUCCGAUCACCUCAUGCCUGCUUAGAGCCGGAACCGCCUCUCCUCUCCUCCUGUCUCUCACUCUCUCAGCAAAGGAGAUUAUCGGGAAUCGAAGGUGGUGUGGAACCCCCUCCAGCAGGGAUUUAUCCGCCAUCUGGGACGUCCCACCGCAUCCGGCGGCGCCUCGUCCGUCCCGCCCGGCAGACCAUGAUGUUUCGGGAUCAGGUGGGCGUGCUGGCCAGCUGGUUUAAGGGAUGGAACGAGUGCGAGCAGACCGUGGCUCUGGUGUCGCUGCUGAAGAGGGUGAGCCGGACCCAGGCCCGAUUCCUGCAGGUGUGCCUGGAGCACUCCCUGGCUGAAUGCACGGAGCUGCAGGUCCUGGAGGGAGAGGCCAAUAAUCCAGGUCUGAUCAGUCAGUGGCAAGGCGAGCCUAAGGAGCGGAUCAUCUCUCUGGUCCUCACCCACCUCCCUCUGCUCAAACCGGGCAACACAGAGGCGAAGAGCGAGUACAUGCGCCUGCUGCCGCGCAUCCUGACGCACACCAUCGAGCACGGCCACCACCUGGAGGAGUCCCGCCAGCUGCUGUCCUACGCCCUCAUCCACCCGGCCACCUCCCUGGAGGACCGCGCCGCCCUGGCGCUCUGGCUGAACCACCUGGAGGAGAGGGCCGCCGCACGGGGCGACUCCCUGGAGAGGCCGCCUCCCGCCGCCGGUCCCCACCAUCACCACCACCAGUCCACGCCUCCGUCCACCCUCGCCUCGUCGGGAUCCUCGUCUUCCACAAACUCUUCAUCGUCGGGGAACCUGUACAACCUGCACCACCACCACCAGCGCUACGGCUCCGAUGACCGCCUCAACGGCUGGCAGAACUCCCGGGACUCAGGGAUCGGCGGAGGCUGGCACCAGCAGCAGGGCUGUGAGAACGGACAUCUCCUACUUUACCCAUCAACCUCGGUGCCGACAACCAUCAACACUGUUGGAACCGGUGGAGGAAGCAACACUAUUCUUUCAAGCGGCGGUGGAAGUCAGCAGCACAGUCCCCUAAAGCGCUCCGUGUCCCUUACGCCCCCCAUCAGCGGCCCCAACAACCAGCCUCUGGGCCACGUCUGGCUGUCCCAAGAGGACCUUCGGACGUCCAGAGGCCCCGCCCCAGACCAUGCGCCUCUCUCCCCCCAGAGCAGCAUCGCCUCUUCGGGCAGUGGGGGCAGCGAACACCUGGAUGAUGGCGGCUUAGGAGGCAGUUCAAGUCUGCAUCGCAAUUCCUUCCAUGAGGACGGCAGUGGGAUGAGGGAUGUUCCUGGAUGGCUGAAGAGUCUUCGUCUCCAUAAGUACGCCGUGCUCUUCUCCACAAUGACCUACGAUGAGAUGAUGUCACUGACGGAAGAACAACUAGAAGCACAGAAAGUCACUAAAGGAGCUCGACACAAGAUUGUAAUCAGCAUUCAGAAACUCAAAGAAAGGCAGAACCUUCUGCGCAGCCUGGAAAAGGACGUCUUGGAGGGCGGGAAUCUUCGCACGCCGCUGCAGGAGCUCCACCUGAUGAUCACGACUCCCAUCAAGGCCUUCAGCGGAGGGGAGGAGUCGUCUCUGCAGCGCCCCCUGCUGAGUCCGCAGAGCAAGAGCUCCGCCUCCGACUCCGGCCUGCCUGGAGGUGGCGGAGGAGAGGCCGAGAUCGGCAGCAGUGUCAUCGCAGAGGGGGAUCUGCCGGGCCAGUUCACCCGUGUCAUGGGGAAAGUUUGCACCCAGCUCCUGGUGUCGCGGUCGGAUGAGGACAACAUCAGCUCCUACCUGCAGCUCAUCGAUAAAUGUCUCAUCCAUGAGUCCUUCACAGAGACGCAAAAGAAGAGGCUGUUGUCAUGGAAACAGCAGAUCCAGAGGCUUUUCCGGUCGAUCCCGAGGAAAACCCUCCUUGACAUUGCGGGUUACCGGCCUCAGAGGAGCCGUUUCGGUCAGUCGAACUCUCUCCCCACCACCAGCUGCGUCGGGAGCAGCGUGUCCGCCAGGCGCAGCCUCCACCAGUUCCAUAUGCCUUCCAGGAGCUUACCGGGAGCCAGACUGGGUUUACUGGGCAGCGGGGGGCUGCUGGGACCCACACCCCGCAGCUCCAGCAGCACCCCAACCGGUCCCAAACAGGGCAGGCAUGGCCCCUGGUUUGCCAACCCUGGAGGAAGUAACAGCAUGCCGAGUCGGACCCACAGCUCCGUGCAGAGGACGCGGUCGCUGCCGGUCCACACCACGCCGCAAACCAUGGUUACGUUCCAGCAGGCCGAUCAUCAGUUUCCAGUGACGGAGCCGGACAUAAACAAUCGCCUGGAGUCGUUGUGUUUGAGCAUGACAGAACACGCGUUGGGAGAUGGUGCAGAUCGCACAUCAACGAUAUGAGGUCAUCGGGGCGCCGCAGGUUCUCCUCAAAGCCAGCCGGAGGUCGCCGGUCCUCCCGCCCCCUCCCCGCAGCGCUCCACCGUUGGACCGGAUCGGGCCGGACCUCGGAAACACUCGCAAGUUGGCCGCCGCACGGCCAACGCAGCCCAUCAUCCAUCGGGUCGGACAGAAACAGACUUCCUCCUCCGUCCGAGGAGGAACAGCAUCAAAGCCAGCAAUGGACGGCGCCUGACUGGCGCCCCCCAGUGGAGGCGAGCGGAAGGGCGACAUCGGCCUGUGGAUCGGGCCGACCGGAUGAAACAUGGCGUCUUCCGCAUCAGUAAUAUUACCUCAGACGAGACGAGCGGAGCCGGUGCGUUCGGGUCGGGAUUCUCGGACCGAUCGAACGUCCGGCGCUUCGUAGACGUUAGCGCCGCGACUCUGCGAGUUUUCAGCCGACAUCUUGUUUCUGCGUUGUGCGUCCGUAUUGUUUACACGACGAUGCUGCUGUCGGAGAGCGCGCUCGUUUUCAGGGAGCGCGCGAAGCUUUACGACCCGCAGGCAACCAUCGAACCAGUUUACAGCAAACGUUUCCUUUAUCUUUACGAAGCGACGGCUAGCUGCGAGGUUUUAACGGAGAGAACGUCGGGAGGAAGUGAAGCAGAGGAAGACGGAGAAUGUUGAAGAGCGGCGGCGUCAAACUCACAAAUUCAUUAAUAAAACUACCUACACUGCAAAAACACUAAACGUUACCAAGUAUUUCUGUCCAGUUUCUACUGCAAAUAUAUAUAAACAUGAAAUGAAACUAACUGACAAGUAACAAGUUGGCAACAUUUAGUUUGUUUUAAGUAAAUAAAUCCAAAAUAUUUAUGAAAAAGUUCCAGUUCCACUGGCAGAUUAUUUAACUUCUGACAUGGGAGAAAUAUUUUGUUAUAAGUGAAAAAAUCUGCCUGUGAAACUAGAACUUUUUCAUCAAUAUUAAGGAAUUAUUGACUUAAAAAAGCCUCUAUGUUUUGCUACAUUUGUUAGUUUUUCCUACAGUAUUUGCUCUACAAACUGGACAAAAAUCCUUUAGGAUUUUUUGAUGAAUUGUUAAAAGAUUGCAGUUUUCUCCCCAUUCGAUUUCUACAACAUAAAUUUAAAUAUUUAACAUCUUUUAACAAUGAUGGAAUCCGACUCUAUACAAAUAAAACUAAUUUGAUUAAACUAGUAAAGUUAUGUUUAAACGCACAAUUGUUAAGUUUAUUCAUUUGGCCCUCUAGAAUGUCCAACCUGCAGCUCCUAAUAACUCUGACUAAAAAUAAUACGAUUUAAGAUUAGAUCAAAUAAUAGAUGCAGGUUUUUACAGCAGUCUAUUAGUGGUAAUGUAGAUAUAAAAAAAAGAAUGAAUUUCUGUCAAAAAUCUCUGAAAUUUUCUAGAAUGUUUUAAUUUUUUACAUUUUUAGCUUUUAAAACUCAGAAAUGUUCCAAGUUUUUCUAGAAAGUUUGUGAAAUUAAUCUCAGGAUUUCUUAGUUGGUUUUUUUUGCCAAUUGUCGAUUUUUAGAGCUCAAGAAUUUCCAUAAUUUUCUUUUGGUUGUAAAAGUUGCAAACUUCUCGUCUAGAGGGCCAAAUAAAUAGCUACAGCGUGCCGGAUUUGGCCCACGCGCCUUGAGUUUGACACACAUAUGUUGUAGAGGAAGGAAUUAAGCUGAAGUGAUGCUGAAGAGGGGGAAGCGGAUGUUUGAAGAGGCCAGACCUCUGAAGGCGACGGAGGAGGAUGAUGUCAUGUGAGCGAGGGCAGCAGGAAGUGGAUUAGUUUGUCUAAAUCUGAAGGUUUUCAGGAAAAUGCAGGAAAUCUUGUGAACGGGAGACGGUGGAGCGUGUUGGUAUGUCGGGCGAUCUCAUUAAGCCGCAUGUCGCAAAAAAGUAUUCGUUGAAAAAAGUGUGAAAAACAAACUGGUCAAUCCAUGAAGGGUAGUUCUCCCAGAGAUUGUCUGAUUAGUGCUUACCUCCACCUGCUGGCCAGACGCAGUCAUUGCAUCUGUGUGUCUUUGCUUCAUCAGCAGAGGCCGUCAUAGAAUAUGUUCUCUUCAUUAUUUUGCGUCUUAAUAUUUAUCCCUAUUUGCUUCCAUCUGGAAUAAACUUCCAUUAAGGAAAUGUGCAAAAAAACCUGGUGAAUCCAGAUCAGUUUAUUUAAUAAUUACACUGCAAAAACUACAUUUUACCAAGUAUUUUGAGCCUGGUUUCUAGUGCAGGUGUCAUAGAAAUAAGAGAAAAACUAACUGACAAAUAACUUUUCAGCAGGAAACAGAGCUUGUUUUAGGUAGAUAAUUCAUUAAGUUCUAGUUCUAAUUAUAAAUUAUAUGUAGUAAUUAGUUUUAGCUCAAAAGGUAAAAAUAUAGCUAGUAGUUAUAAUUACAGGUGUUUUGCUAUUAGCAUCAGUUAUAGCCACUCACUAGUUAUAAUUUAUUUCUAGCAGUUCUAGAAUAAUUUAUUUCUUUGUUUAAUUAUUUCACUUACAUGUAAGUACAUUUUCUUCAAUAUUAAGGAAUUAUUUACUUAAAACAAGCUCCUGUUUCUUGCUGAAAAGUUCAUGUAAGUUAGUUUUGUCUUAUUUCAAGAAUACUGAGGUAUUUUGACUAGAAACUAGAC